Fonsecaea monophora is the source of this 1071-nucleotide messenger RNA. RefSeq lists its product as hypothetical. Gene Ontology annotation, molecular function: oxidoreductase activity. The transcript is spliced from 4 exons. The record is from RefSeq and is a predicted model, not a curated record. Bases 1 to 1071 code for a protein of 356 amino acids. NCBI's taxonomy places the organism in Eukaryota, Fungi, Ascomycota, Eurotiomycetes, Chaetothyriales, Herpotrichiellaceae.
AUGGGUUCGAUGGGCUUUGACCUCCCCCAAACUGCCCCAGCGGCCGUUCUGACCGGCGCGUAUGGCGAGCCGUACACGAUCAAAGACGUCCCGAUCCCCGUGCCGCGUCCUCAUGACGCCCUCGUGGAGCUGGAGUACAGCGGUGUGUGUCACGGUGACGUCUACGCCCGGGACGGAGGUGGUCCUGCGCCCAAAGACCCCGUGCGACCGCUGACGGGCGGCCACGAGGGCGUGGGGAGGAUAGUCGCCAUGGGCACGGAGGGUCUGAACGGGUUCAAGGUCGGCGACGUCGUGGGCAUCGCCUGGAGGAGCAAUGUCUGCGGGACGUGUCAGGCUUGCCAGGCCGGGUCGGAGAAUCACUGUUUCAACCAGAAGAUCACGGGGGCGCACGUCGACGGUACCUUUCAACGAUACAUCUCCUUUCCGACCUCCCAGCUCGUGCCCGUCCCGUCUGGCGUCUCGUUACCCAGUGUCUGCCCGAUCCUGUGCGCCGGGGUCACCGCUUACGCGGCGCUGCGGCGCAUGGGGCCCCAACCGGGCAAAUGGUGCGUCGUGGUCGGCGGGGCCGGCGGCCUGGGCCACCUGGCCAUCCAGUACGCGCGGGCCAUGGGGCUGAAGGUGCUGGCCAUUGACGGCGGCGCGCCCGAGAAGCAGCGGUUCUGCGCCAAAAUGGGCGCCGACGUCUUUGUCGAUUUCACGGCGCCGGGGCUCGUCGAGACGAUCGUCGACAGGACGGGCGGUGGGGCGGAUUACAUUCUCGUGCUGAGUCCGCAUCAGUCGUCGUAUGAUGCCGCGGGAGAAUACGCCAGAUUCGGCGCACAGAUCAUGGCCAUUGGGAUCGGGAAUCUGCACAUGUCCCUUCGCCCCCUCCUGAAAAAGGACCUGCUCGUCCGCUCCAACCAGACGGGCACCAAGACCGACAUGAAAGAGGCCCUGGCGCUGUUCGCGGCCGGCAAGGUCGUGCCGGAGCUCGAGGUCGUGGAGUUGGGCGACAUCAACGGCGCGUUGGAUAGGAUUAAGCGCGGGGACGUCAUGGGGAAGUUGGUGGCGGAUUUGAGAGGUUCUAAAUAA